AUGGAAGACGAGGUCGCUGCUCAGCUUGUCAUUGACAAUGGUUCGGGUAUGUGCAAGGCCGGUUUCGCCGGCGACGACGCCCCCCGUGCCGUGUUCCCCUCAAUUGUCGGUCGUCCCCGUCACACGGGUGUGAUGGUCGGCAUGGGCCAGAAGGACUCCUACGUCGGUGACGAGGCCCAGUCCAAGCGCGGUAUCCUCACGCUCAAGUACCCUAUUGAGCACGGUAUCGUGACCAACUGGGACGACAUGGAGAAGAUCUGGCACCACACCUUCUACAACGAGCUGCGUGUGGCCCCCGAGGAGCACCCCGUGCUGCUGACCGAGGCGCCGCUGAACCCGAAGGCCAACCGUGAGAAGAUGACGCAGAUCAUGUUCGAGACCUUCAACGCGCCCGCGUUCUACGUCGCUAUCCAGGCCGUCCUGUCGCUGUACGCCUCGGGUCGUACGACCGGUAUCGUGCUGGACUCGGGUGACGGUGUCACGCACACUGUGCCCAUCUACGAGGGCUACUCGAUGCCCCACGCCAUCCUGCGUCUGGACCUGGCCGGCCGCGACCUCACGGAGCACCUGGUCAAGAUCCUCAUGGAGCGUGGCUACCCCUUCACGACCACGGCCGAGCGCGAGAUCGUGCGUGACAUCAAGGAGAAGCUCUGCUACGUCGCUCUGGACUUUGAGCAGGAGAUGCUGACCGCGGCCCAGAGCUCGGCGCUCGAGAAGAGCUACGAGCUGCCCGACGGCCAGGUGAUCACCAUCGGCAACGAGCGCUUCCGCUGCCCUGAGGCUCUCUUCCAGCCGUCGUUCCUGGGCCUGGAGGCCGCCGGUAUCCACGAGACGACCUACAACUCGAUCAUGAAGUGUGACCUGGACAUCCGCAAGGACCUGUACGGUAACAUUGUCAUGUCGGGUGGUACGACCAUGUACCCGGGUAUCUCGGACCGUAUGCAGAAGGAGAUCACCGCUCUGGCGCCCAGCAGCAUGAAGGUCAAGAUCGUGGCUCCGCCGGAGCGCAAGUACUCGGUCUGGAUCGGUGGUUCGAUUCUCGCCUCGCUCUCGACCUUCCAGCAGAUGUGGAUCUCGAAGCAGGAGUACGACGAAGCCGGUCCCUCGAUCGUGCACCGCAAGUGCUUCUAA
Messenger RNA from Malassezia sympodialis ATCC 42132, 1131 nucleotides. RefSeq names its product actin (gene ACT1). Lineage: Eukaryota; Fungi; Basidiomycota; Malasseziomycetes; Malasseziales; Malasseziaceae. The record is from RefSeq and is a predicted model, not a curated record.